AUGGCACCUCGAGUACCCGACCCUGCGCUUCCUUUGCGCCCUGGGGCUGGCAGCCUCGCUGAGCAGGUACAAUAUCCGCCUCCAUUGCGCUUCAAUGGGGCCCUGGAUAGAUUCGAUUCCGAGGACACGACACCUGCAAUCGGUCGUGAAUUUUUCAAUGUUAAUAUUGUUGAUGACCUUCUGAAUGCCCCAAAUUCAGACGAGCUCAUCCAGGAUCUUGCUAUUACUAUCUCCCAGCGGGGUGUUGUCUUCUUCCGUGCCCAAGACAACCUUACGGAUGAUCUGCAGAAGCAACUAGUUCAUCGGCUAGGUCAGCUAGCUGGAAAACCAGCUGACUCGACAUUGCACAUCCACCCAGUGCUUAACAACACCAGCGAGUUUGGAGUCUCAGACGCGCAGGUGAGCACCAUUAGCUCACUUGCCCGAAAGAAAAUGUUUCGCCACGCAAACCAGUCCAACCCGCGUCGUUACGACUCGGCUCAAUGGCAUUCCGAUAUCCAGUUCGAGCCCGUGCCGGCUGAUUACACUUCGCUUCGCUUGACCCAGUUGCCAAAGACCGGCGGCGACACCCUUUGGGCAUCUGGCUAUGAACUUUACGACAGGUUCUCACCCGCAUACCAAAAGUUUUUUGAGACCCUGACAGCUACUUAUAGUGGUUCUGGUUUCAUUGCCGCUGCUAAGGCGGAUCCUGAGAACAUCAAGAUCUAUACUGAGCCAAGAGGGAAUUCCCUCAACAUUGGGGAAGAGCUGGCCACCGUCCACCCCGUUGUACGCACUAACCCGGUUACUGGUUGGAAGAGCAUCUACGCGGUUGGACCAUUCCCCAAGCAAAUCAAUGAGCUCAGUUCAAUUGAAUCAGAGGAGCUCUUGAAGAAAUUUUACAACACUAUCCUUGAGAACCAUGACAUUCAGGUGAGGUUCAAAUGGCGGAAUCAAAACGAUAUCGCCAUUUGGGACAAUCGAUCAGCUUUCCACACUGCCACAUUUGACUAUGAAGGGCUAGGGGAGCGCUUUGGUCACCGGGCGGUUGGUAUCGGCGAAAAGCCGUAUUUGGAUCCAAACAGUAAAUCCAGGGCAGAAGCAUUGGCAGAUGAAAGUGCUUGAGCAGGAUUCUACUUUUUUCCAUAGCCCACGCACACGCUAUUAUGAUUUCAAGGAGCAAUCCACCGUUACUG
Molecule: messenger RNA, 1175 nt
Organism: Penicillium brasilianum
Lineage: Eukaryota; Fungi; Ascomycota; Eurotiomycetes; Eurotiales; Aspergillaceae
Source: the annotation of a GenBank genome assembly